Molecule: messenger RNA, 13710 nt
Organism: Anarrhichthys ocellatus (wolf-eel)
Lineage: Eukaryota; Metazoa; Chordata; Actinopteri; Perciformes; Anarhichadidae
Gene: dnah2
Product: dynein, axonemal, heavy chain 2
Exons: 88
Coding region: 135-13496 (4453 amino acids)
Biological process (GO): microtubule-based movement
Cellular component (GO): dynein complex
Molecular function (GO): minus-end-directed microtubule motor activity; ATP hydrolysis activity; dynein light intermediate chain binding
Source: RefSeq, a predicted model, not a curated record
GAGACACGCAAACUCCAUACCACAAGUGUGACUGAAUGGAUGGUGAAGUGACACAGCCUCAAAGAAAGUGUAUCAGUCUCCGUUUGCUUUGGUAAACAGAGAAGACAGCCUUCGAGGUGAAGGCUUUGAAAGAAAUGGAUGAGGAAUAUUCAAAGACCAUUCGUCAGCUGUUUAUCCGUUUAAUGACUGUUACUGGUGUACCCAGAGAGUUAUUGACGGAUGAGAAUGAGCGGGCUUUGGAUCAAUUUAUUGAUGACACAUCCAUCACAACCAUGGUGGUCUACGUGGACACGUAUGACAGGCUACGGGUGGAGUUCUCCAUGCCCUCCCAGGUAGAGCAGCUGACCUAUUUUAGACGCAUACCAGGAGCCAUAAUCACAGCGGAGACGUUUGAUGCGGCCGUGCAGUUUGGCACAGUGCGGGGGGGCAACCCCACCCAGAGGCUGCUUUGUGAAAUGACCUGUCAGCACGCCCCCGCAGUUGCCCUAAGCACCGACAUGGAGAGGAACAUCAAGGAGGAAUAUACCAACCAGAUGCACUGCUUCCUUGUCAGCCUCACAGAUGCUGUGUAUAACACGGUGGGCAAGACAGUUCUAUACAUACCAAUGGAAGCCCUACAGUGCAGACCUGAGGUGGCCAGCAAGGACAAGAAGCUGAUACAGAGAAUGGAGUCUGUAAUGAUCCACUGGACGGAUCAGGUCAAGAAGCUUCUAAGUACCCAAGAAAUAAUGAAGAUGAGGGAAAAGUGCGGCCCGCUGCAGGAGAUUGCCUUCUGGAAGAGUUGCUCUGCAAAGCUGUCGGACAUCAGCCAGCAACUGCAAAAGCCUGGUGUCAGGCAAAUCCAGAAGAUCCUGCUGCUCUCCAAGUCUCGCUAUGUAAAAGACUUCUGCAGACUGGCCCAGGAAAUACAGGAAUUUUCUGUGAUGGCCCAAUCAAACACGACCUUCCUGUCCAUACUGAAGGAGCCAUUGGAAGAGUUGGCCCGGCUAAAGCCUAGCCAAGUCGCUCCGAAACUGCAACACAUUGUCGGUCUCAUUCGCAUCAUCUAUGACAACUCCCUCCACUACAACACCAAGGAGAGGAUCACUGGUCUCUUCCACAAGAUGAGUAAUGAGAUCAACCGCCUCUGCUUCCAAAGCAUCUCUCUGGACAGGAUCUUUAAGGGCUAUGUGUUAUCCAGCAAGCAGAACCUCAACGACUGUAUCCAGUGCUGCCUGGAGUGGAAGGAAAUUUACCAGCACGCCUCACAGAUUUACCACGAGCAUUCUCCAAAAGACUGGGUCCGGGACCAAAGCAGCUUUUUUGUAGUGGUUGAUGUUUCCAUCCAGAGAUUCAAAGAGCUGCUUGAGAUAUGCGAGUGCCAGUAUCAGUUUGCCCGUUGGGAGGACGGUCAGCAGAGGGCCCUGCCAUGCUUCUGCAGCAGCCAGGGACCUGAAUUCACCCGCUCCCUCCUGGAGAUAGAGGGCAACUUCGACCGUGGCCUAAAAAACCUGCACUUUUUGGACAAGGACAUCCUUGAUGUCGAGAGCACCACAUGGAGCAAUAAAUUCAUCCAGUAUCGUGCAGUCGUGAAGGAUCUGGAAAUGAAGAUGCUGAACCUGAUCAAUUCAGUGUUUAAGACGGUGUACACAGUGGAGGAAGGAGUUUGGCUUCUGUACAUUUUUAGGCCGAUCUGUUCUCGAGAGGCCAUUAAGCGCACCACAGAAGAGAAGGUGGAGGAAGUGAUAAACAUCUUUAACAACGAGCUCCAAAUGGUCAACAAGGAGCUGAACCAGAAGACGUGGUCUCCUCCCGACCAUAUGCCCCGGUUGGCAGGCAAGGCCCACUGGUUGAUGGCCCUCAGACAAAGCUUAGCGAGACCCAUGGAGGUGCUUAAGAAGGCCCACUUCCUACCCGAGUCAUACAACCACAAGGUGUUUUUCACCUACAGCCAGAUAGUUCAGGUUCUGGACGAGAUGGAGAGGAAGAGCUUCAGCGAGUGGAACCAGAAGCUGGAUGGACAGUCCCUCAAAAAACUGGAGCAGCCACUCAUGGUGCGCCGCAAGGACAGCACCGCCAAGCUCAACGUCAACUUUGAUAACAACCUGUUGAAUAUUUUCUCUGAGAUCCACUACUGGGAUCGACUAAAGUACGAGAUCCCCCAGUGUGUGUCUGACAUUUCCCAGGACAGGGAGGACAUCAGAUGCCUGAGUGAGAGAGCACUGCUUCUGGUCACAAACUACAACAGGAUCAUUGGAAUGCUGUCUCCCGACGAGUUGGGUCUGUUCCGGGAGCGAAUUGGUUUCAUGAAUAAAAAGAUUCAGCCAGGGCUGACCAAGCUCCUGUGGUCUUCUAAAGGAGCUGCUAACUUCUUCAUCCAGGAAUGUCUCCUGCAUGUUAACAAGGUCAAGUGGACAGUCGAUGGUUACAAAGCAUCCAACCAAUCCAUCUUCAACCUCUGUCGCCGAAUCAGUGAAACAUUGCUGGUUAAACUGGAUGGAAAGACUGUAUACAGGAACCUGGAGUUUGAGGAUGACCAGAAGACUCACCAGCAGAGCCAACUCCAAAUACUGUGUUCAGCGCACCGGAAUAUUGUUAACAUCAUGACCCGCAUUCACAAAACCUUCUGUAAUGAUGGACCUGAGGUCCAGGAGCACUGGGUAACCUACACAGAGAAAGUGGACCACUUGGUAGAGCAAGCUCUUUGGAGCAGCAUCAAGCACUCCAUGGAGAAGCUAUCCAUGGCCAUCAAUGGAGACGGCAAGACAUCGCCCAAUCCCUUGUUCAAAGUCCUAGUAGCACUGCGCCAGGCAACCCUCCAAACCACACCAACACCAAAGGUCGAGUUCUCCCCGACACUCGGAAAGCUUGCUCAGAUUGUGAACAUUAUGCCUCAGCUCAUCGACACCGUCUCAGAAUUUAAACGACUGCCUGAAAUUCUCUCCUGUAAACCGUCAGAAGGGAAUACCAUACACAUGAACAUAGAGCAAGACGAGGAGAUAAGGAAGAUUCAGGCUGCAGUUACCGCAGGGAUGACAUCCAAUGCCAGCCAACUGCAGGCCUACCUGAAGACCUGGGACAAAUACAGGGAUAUCUGGCAGAGCAACCAGGACUCCUUUAUACAACGCUACCGGAGACUAAACCCACCAGUCACUACUUUUGAUGCAGAUAUACACAGGUACACGGAAAAAGCCUACACCAUUCAACAGGAAGAGACGGUUUUGAACAUCUGGGUUGUCACGCUGGACUGUUCACCAAUCAAGUCCUCCUUGGCGCAGCUCUGCAGCGAGUGGCAAACCAAGUUCACUCAGCUGCUCCGGCAAAUGGCUAGCACCCACUUAAAAGAACUCCAUGGCUCUCUGCAAGACAAUGCCAACAGGCUGAGACGACCUCCCCAGACAUUGGCGGAGUUUGGUGAGAGCAUGAAGCUCUUGGAGACUCUCCAGGGCGAUUUGGCCAAGACAGAGGCUCAGAUUCCUCUCAUCCAUGACCAAUUUGCUAUCCUGGACAAAUAUGAGGUCCCAGUGGAACAGGAUGUGCAGGAUAUGCGUGAGGUGCUGAAUGGGGAGUGGGUGUGGUUCCAGCAGGUGCUGAUUGACAGUGGCAUCAUGCUGCAGAAGCAGAAGGAGAACUUUAGGAACAGUAUUAUCCCUGAGUUCCUGAAGAAGACCAAGACCAUUGUGCAGGAGUUCAACAGCACAGGUCCAUUUGACAGCGCGUUGAGCACUGAGUUGGCCUUAAACGAGAUAGUGGGGUAUCGCAGCCAGCUGGAGACUCUAAAAGAAGAAGAGAGCGCCAUCUUUCAGGGGUUGGGCUUCUUUGAAACAGAGCAGCACCCAACCAAAAGCAUACGAAUGCUGGAGAAGGAUUUAGACCACCUGCAGCAGGUCUGGGAGAUCACGCAGGAGUGGAAUGCCAACUGGGACAUCUGGAAGGUUGGACAACUUUCUACGCUGCGGACGGAGAGCAUGGGCAGCACGGCUCAGGACUUGUUUAAAAAACUCCACAAACUCCAGAGAGAACUAAAGGAUAAGGAGUGGGACAUAGUGGAUUCCUCCAAGGACAGGAUUGACCAGUUCAAGCGGAUCAUCCCUCUCAUUGCUGAACUGACGAACCCAGCCAUGAGAGACAGGCACUGGAAGCAGAUCUGUGAAGAGCUGCAGUGCUCUUUCGAUCAUACUAGCACUGAUUUCACCCUGGAGAAGAUCAUAUCUCUGGAGCUUGACGAGUAUACUGACAAAAUCUGUGAGAUCUCUGGGGCUGCCAGCAAGGAGCUCUUCAUAGAAAAGGGUCUGGAGGACAUUACCAAGACAUGGGAGGAAACUUUCCUGUACCUGGAACCUUACAAAGGUCACUAUCGGCUGAGGGGCACCGAGGUGGUUUUCCAGGCCCUGGAGGACAACAUGUCCAUGCUGUCCACAAUGAAGGCUUCUCGGUUUGUCAAAACCUUUGAGAGGGAGGUGGACUGCUGGGAACGGCAGCUGUCACAGGUGCUGGAAGUCAUCGAGAUGAUCCUCAAUGUGCAGCGGCAGUGGAUCUAUCUGGAGAACAUUUUCCAAGGAGAGGACAUCAGGGAGCAGCUCCCUCGUGAAUGCAAAGAGUUUGACAUCUUCAGUUCAAGUUGGAAGACCGUCACUGGCGAACUCCACGAGACACAAAACGCCUUGCAGGGAACACACCACCCUGGCUUGCAUGGGAAGCUGUCAGUGAUGAGUUCCAAGCUGGAGGAGAUCCAGAAGGCCCUGGACAUGUACCUGGAGACCAAGAGGCAGAUCUUCCCAAGGUUUUAUUUCCUGUCGAAUGAGGAUGUGCUGGAGAUCCUGGGGCAGUCACAGAACCCCGAAGCCAUUCAACCCCACCUGAAGAAGUGUUUCGACAACAUCAAGAGGCUGCGCAUUGAAAAGGCAGGAAAUGCAAAAAUGACCAGGAAAUCAAUCCCAGGCCCAGAUGCACUCAGUGGCCAGUGCGGCACUACUACCACUGGUACUAAAACAGCCACUGGGAUGUUCUCUGCUGAUGGGGAGAGUGUUGACUUCAGCGACGUGGUGACACUGGACAGAACCGUGGAGGUUUGGCUGUGUAAAGUUGAGAAGACCAUGCGUGUCACACUGAGGAAAUCUCUGGCCAACUGCCUUGCAGCUCUGAAUAAGUUGACAGACAAGUUCGACAAAUGGGUCAAAGAGUGGCCGGGACAGAUGCUGAUCACCGCCAGUCAGAUCCAGUGGACCACUGAUGUCACUAAAUCUCUCAUUACCAGCAAGGAGGGAGCUGAAAAGUCCUCUCUUAAGUCCCUACGGAGGAAACAGGUCUCCAAGCUUGAACGCUAUUCAGAAAUCAUUCGUGGCAACUUGUCCAAAGAGAUACGUCUGAAGAUUGUAUCACUGGUAACGGGGGAGGUUCAUGCUCGGGAUGUCAUUGAUAAGCUGGUCCGAUCAGAAUGCAAGGACGUCAAUGCCUUCGAAUGGCUCUGCCAGCUGCGACUAUACUGGGAGAAGGAUGACUGCAUAAUCCGACAGACUAACACACAUUUCAAGUAUGGCUACGAGUACCUGGGCAACUCUGGACGGCUCGUCAUCACUCCACUUACUGACAGAUGUUACAUGACUCUGACCACAGCACUCCAUCUCCAUCGGGGGGGCUCUCCUAAAGGCCCAGCUGGUACUGGGAAGACAGAGACAGUGAAGGACUUGGGCAAAGCUCUUGGCAUGUACGUCAUCGUGAUCAACUGCUCCGAAGGGUUAGACUACAAAUCUAUGGGACGCAUGUACUCUGGCCUGGCACAGACGGGAGCAUGGGGGUGCUUCGAUGAGUUCAACAGAAUCAACAUCGAGGUGUUGUCGGUGGUGGCCCAGCAAAUCCUGUCCAUCCUGUCCGCCCUCUCAGCUGGACAAUCCAAGUUCCAUUUUGACGGACAGCAGAUAUGUCUGGUCCCGUCGUGUGGCAUCUUUAUCACCAUGAAUCCCGGUUACGCUGGUCGUACUGAGCUUCCAGACAACCUCAAGUCCAUGUUCAGACCUAUCUCCAUGGUGGUGCCAGACUCUACCCUAAUCGCUGAGAUCAUACUGUUUGGAGAGGGCUUCAACGAUUGCAGGAACCUGGCAAAGAAAGUGUUCACCCUGUACUCCCUGGCAGUGCAGCAGCUGUCUAAAUUGGACCACUAUGAUUUUGGCCUGCGUAGUCUCACCUCCAUGCUCCGCUAUGCUGGGACGAAGCGGCGCUCUUGCCCCAACGUUCCCAAUGAACAAAUCCUGCUAAUGGCUAUGAAGGACAUGAACAUCGCUAAGAUGUCCUCUGCUGACGUGCCAGUGUUCAAUGGGAUCACCCAUGACCUGUUUCCUGGUGUGGAAAUACCCAUUAUUGACUAUGGCAAGUUGAAGGAGGCUAUAGAGGUGGAGCUUCGUCGGAGCGGUUUGCAGGUGACUCCUUUUACCGUGACCAAAGUCAUCCAACUUUAUGAGACCAAAAAUUCCAGACACUCCUCCAUGCUGGUGGGCAAGACAGGCAGUGCUAAGAGUGUUACCUGGAGGACUCUGCAGAUUGUCCUCAGUUCCCUGCACCACAAAGGAGAGCUUGGCUUCAACCUGGUCCAGGAUUAUCCUCUGAACCCCAAGGCAAUGAGUCUGGGAGAGUUGUAUGGAGAAAAUGACCUCUCCACCAAUGAGUGGUCUGACGGAGUGCUUCCUUCCCUCAUGAGAUCAGCCUGCGCAGACGAGAAGCCAGAUGAGAAGUGGAUUGUGUUUGACGGGCCUGUUGACACACUGUGGAUAGAGAGUAUGAACUCUGUUAUGGAUGACAACAAGGUGCUCACGCUCAUCAAUGGAGAGAGAAUCUCCAUGCCCGAACAGGUGUCGUUGCUGUUUGAAGUGGAGAACCUGGCAAUGGCCUCUCCAGCUACAGUUUCUCGCUGCGGUAUGGUCUACAACGACUACACUGAUCUGGGAUGGAAGCCAUCAGUUCAGUCCUGGCUGGACAAGCGACCCGAGGCUGAAGUGAAUCAUUUAAAGCGUUUGUUUGAGAAAUACAUAGAGAGCACACUGAACUUUAAGAAGAGAAACUGUACGGAGCUGACUCCCAUCACUGAACUAAAUGGAGUAAUGUCCCUCUGCCGCCUCUACGACUCCCUGGCUACAUCCAGCAAUGGGGUGAAUACUUUGGACACAAAAAACUUGGGUACGAUGGUGGAACUCUGGUUCGUCUUCAGCCUUAUCUGGUCCAUCUGUGCCACUGUUGAUGAGGAUGGACGCAAGAGGGUGGACAACUUCAUAAGGGGGAUGGAAGGCACCUUCCCCUUCAAGGACACGGUUUAUGAGUACUAUGUGGACACCAAGAACAAAACCUGGGCUUCUUUUGAAGAUAAGCUGCCAAAGGGCUGGCGUUUCAAUGCCAAUGCUCCAUUCUAUAAGAUUAUGGUUCCUACAGUGGACACAGUUCGCUACAACUUCCUGGUUAUGGCUCUGGUGUUGGGUCAGUACCCAGUGCUGCUCACUGGGCCUGUGGGAACUGGUAAAACCUCGGUGGCCCAGAGCGUCCUGCAGGGCUUGGAUAACAAGUGGGCUGCCCUCACUGUCAACAUGUCUUCACAGACCACCACUAAUAACAUCCAGGACAUUGUGGAGAGCCGCAUAGAGAAGAGAACCAAGGGGACGUUUGUGCCAGCAGGUGGGAAACGCCUGCUGUGGUUCCUGGACGACCUCAACAUGCCGGCCAAUGACCUCUUUGGCUCCCAGCCACCCCUGGAACUUCUGCGCCUCUGGAUCGACUAUGGCUUCUGGUAUGACCGCCAGAAACAGACCUUAAAGUUUGUGAAGGACAUGUUCUUGUUGGCGUCCAUGGGGCCCCCUGGUGGAGGGAGGACUCGCAUAUCUGGCCGCUUACAGAGUCGAUUCAAUCUCAUCAAUAUGACCUUCCCUCAUGAGUCCCAGAUCAGGCAGAUCUACAGUACCAUGAUCAACCAAAAGCUGGAGGGCUUUAAGGAGGAAGUGAAGCCCAUUGGAGAAGUUUUGACUCAGGCCACCUUAGAACUGUAUUAUGCCGUGACAGCUCGUUUUCUUCCCACUCCAGCCAAGACCCACUACCUCUUCAACCUCAGGGAUAUGUCCAAGGUGUUUCAAGGUCUGCUAAGAGCUCAGCCAGAUUUCCAUGAUACCAAAAACAACAUUGCUAAACUGUGGAUCCAUGAGUGCUUCAGGGUUGUUUCAGACAGGCUGGUAGAUCACAGUGACAUGGAGGCCUUUGUGGCUUUGCUGGGGGAGAAACUAGACUUACUCUUUCACCUCAAGUUCCACAACAUCUGCCCGAACAAACAACCGCCAAUAUUUGGUGAUUUCCUGAGUGAGUCUAGUGUGUAUGAGGAACUGCUGGACAUGAAUGGUCUCAAGAAGUUCAUGGAGACCCAGCUGGAAGACUACAACGUGACACCCGGCGUAGUGCCCAUGAACCUGGUGCUCUUCCAAGACGCCAUUGAACACAUAACCCGUGUAGUACGUGUGAUCAGUCAGCUCAGGGGCAACAUGCUGCUGGUUGGUGUUGGGGCCUCUGGCAGACAGAGCCUGUCUAAAAUGGCUGCCUUCAUCUGUGAAUACCAGGUAUUCCAGGUGGAAGUCACCAAGCAGUACCGGAAACAGGAGUUCAGAGAAGACAUCAAGCAGCUGUACUGGUUGACUGGUGUGGACAACAAGCCCACAGUCUUCUUGUUCAAUGACACCCAGAUCGUAGACGAAUCCUUCCUAGAGGACAUCAAUAAUAUCUUGAGCUCUGGCGAGGUGCCUAACCUCUACAAGCAGGACGAGUUUGUUGAGGUGUGCAAUGCUCUGUCAGAGUCUGCCAGGAACAACAAUGAGACUCCUGACUCCCUGUUCAGCUACCUGAUAGAGCGAGUCAGGGACAACCUGCACAUAGUGCUCUGUAUGAGCCCAGUGGGAGAGUCCUUCAGGAACCACAUCCUCCAGUACCCAGCGCUUGUAAACUGCACCACCAUUGACUGGUUCUGUGAGUGGCCCAAAGAUGCUCUGCUGGAGGUGGCUGAGAGGUACUUGGAUGGACUGGAGUUGGGCUCCUUGGAGGGGAUCCAGACAAAGGUAGCCAGUGUCUUCGUGACCAUACACCAGUCAGUUGCACAGGUCUCCCAAAGGAUGAAGUUGGAGCUGAGGAGACAUAAUUAUGUGACACCCACCAACUACCUGGAGCUGGUGUCUGGAUACAGAAAGUUGUUGGCAGAGAAACGCAGUGAACUGGGGGAGCAGGUGAGCAAGCUGCGCAAUGGCCUGUUCAAGAUCAAUGACACACGGGAGAAGGUGGAGGCCAUGUCUGUAGAGCUUGAGGAGGCCAGGAAGCAGGUGGCAGAGUUCCAGAUACAGUGUGUCGAGUUCCUGUCCAUCAUUUUACAGCAGACGACGGAGGCUAACAAGCAGAAGAAGGUGGUGAGUGCUAAAAAUGUGAAAAUCGGGGCAGAAGAGUUACAAUGCAAAGCCAUGGCUGAGAAUGCACAGAGAGAUCUGGAUGAGGUCCUGCCUGCACUGAAUGAGGCCAUGAAGGCUCUGGAGUCUCUGAAUAAGAGGGACAUGACGGAGAUCAAGUCAUAUGCCUGUCCCCCAGCGCUGGUGGAGACAGUGAUGCAGGCUGUCAUGACCCUUCUGGGCAAAGACCCUACCUGGGCAGAGGCCAAGAGACAGCUAGGUGAUUCCAACUUCAUCAAAACUUUAGUUAACUUUGACAAGGACAAUAUAUCGGGCCGUGUGUUGAAGAAUAUCGGCCAGUACUGCAGAGAAGUAGACUUCCAGCCAGAGAUCAUCGGCAAAGUAUCACUAGCUGCCAAGUCCCUCUGCAUGUGGGUCAGAGCGAUGGAGGUUUAUGGGCGUGCCUUCAGGGUGGUGGAGCCCAAGCGGGCUCAGCUGAAUGCUACCAUGGCCCAGUUAGCAGAGAAACAGGCUGAACUGGCUGCGGCCCAGGACAAACUGCGAGAGGUGGGGGAGAAGAAAGACCAGCUGGAAAAGGAGCUCGGUGAGAAGCGGAUCAUGCAGAGAAGUUUGAAGGAGAAAUCCGAUGAGAUGGAGAUUAAACUGGACCGAGCUGACAAACUGGUGACUGGACUGGCUGGAGAGAGGGUUCGCUGGGAGGAGAGAGUUGCUGGUCUUGAGGAAAACAUGGGAUACCUGGUGGGAGACUGUUUACUUGCAGCGUCUUUCCUGUCCUACAUGGGACCCUUCCUUUCCAACUAUAGAGAUGAGCUGCUUGCCAUCUGGAUGGAGGAGUUACGGGACUUAGCGAUCCCGUGCACACCAGGGUUCAGUUUUGCAGUCUUUCUGUCAAAGCCUACAGUCGUGAGGGACUGGAACAUUCAGGGCCUGCCCUCCGACGCAUUCUCCACUGACAAUGGAGUUAUCGUCACCCGCGGAAACCGAUGGCCACUGAUGGUGGACCCUCAAGGCCAGUCUAUGAAAUGGAUCAAGAAUAUGGAGAUGAAGAGAGGUCUGAAAGUAAUAGACUUUCAAAUGCCAGACUACCUGCGGGUGCUGGAGAACGCCAUCCAGUUUGGGAAUCCUGUUCUGCUGCAGAAUGUCCUGGAGGAUUUGGACCCCUCUAUCGACCCAAUUCUUAACAAGUCCAUGACACGGAUAGGCGGCCGGCUGCUGUUGAAGCUAGGUGAUAAGGAGGUGGAGUACAAUCCAGAGUUUCGUUUCUACAUCACCACCAAGCUGUCUAACCCCCACUACACACCAGAGAUUUCUACAAAGACCAUCAUCGUCAACUUCGCCGUCAUGGAGCAGGGUCUGGAAGCCCAGCUACUGGGAAUUGUGGUGCGUAAGGAGCGUCCAGAGCUAGAAGAACAGAAGGACUCUUUGGUGAUCAGCAUUGCUUCUGGCAAGAGAAGCCUGGAGAAGCUGGAGGAUGAGAUCCUCAGGCUGCUGAAUGAGGCGACUGGCUCACUGCUGGACGAUGAGCAGCUGGUGAAAACCCUGCAGACAUCUAAAGUGACAGCCACUGAGGUUUCAGAGCAGCUUGAGAGCAGUGAACAGACCGAGAUCAAGAUCGACUCUGCUAGAGAGGCCUAUCGCCCAUGUGCCCAGCGAGCCUCCAUCCUCUUCUCCAUUCUAAACGACAUGGGCUACAUUGACCCCAUGUACCAGUUCUCACUGGAUGCCUACAUUGACCUGUUCAACCUCAGCAUAAAAAAGAGCAAGUGCAGCAACAAGCUGGAGGAAAGGAUAGACAACCUCAAUGAGUACCACACACAUGCAGUAUACAGGUACACGUGUCGUGGUCUGUUCGAGUGCCAUAAGCUGCUCUUCAGCUUCCAGAUGUGUGCCAAAAUUCUGGAGGUGGCUGGAAAACUCAACAUGAAUGAGUACAGCUUCUUCCUCCGAGGAGGACUCGUACUCGAUAAGAAGGAUCAGAUGUACAACCCCUGUACCAGUUGGCUGGGAGACUCCAGCUGGGACAACAUCACAGAGCUGAAUAAGCUGCCCAACUUCCAUGGCAUCAUAGCCUCCUUUGAACAUUACUCCAGAGACUGGAACCUUUGGUUCACCAGUGCUGAGCCAGAGGUUGCCACACUACCAGAUAAUUGGGAGCAUAACUGCAAUGAGCUCCAGAAGAUGCUGAUAGUGCGCUCCCUGCGUCAGGACCGUGUCUCCCUGUGCGUCGCCUCCUUCAUUGUUAACAUCCUCGGCCAUCACUUUGUGGAGCCGCCUGUUCUUGACAUGAAGGCCGUUGUGGAGGAAUCCACCAGCAGGACUCCUCUGAUCUUCAUUCUGUCUCCUGGGGUGGAUCCCACAGGAGCCCUGCUGCAGCUGGCUGAGGCCUCUGGUAUGAGCAAGCACUUCCAUGCUCUCUCUCUGGGCCAGGGACAGGCCCCCAUCGCCAAGAGCAUGAUAGAGGAGGGUGUCAAGAAUGGUCACUGGGUGUUCCUUGCCAACUGCCACCUCUCUCUCUCAUGGAUGCCUGAGCUGGACAAGCUGGUGGAGCAGCUACAAGUGCAGGAGCCCCACUCAAACUUCCGACUCUGGCUCAGCUCCUCGCCACAUCCUGAAUUUCCCAUUACCAUCCUGCAGGCUGGCAUCAAGAUGACCACAGAACCACCAAAGGGCGUGAAAGCCAACAUGAAGCGUCUGUGCCAGCUGGUGACGGAGUCUCAAUUCACCCGCUGCUCAAGACCCGCAUUGUACAGGAAGAUGCUCUUCUCCCUCUGCUUUUUUCACAGCAUCCUGCUGGAAAGGAAGAAGUUUUUACAGCUGGGCUGGAAUAUUGUCUAUGGAUUCAACGAUUCUGACUUUGAGGUGAGUCAGAAUCUGCUCAGUCUGUACCUGGAUAUGUAUGAGAAGAUUCCCUGGGAUGCGUUGAAGUACCUCAUUGCUGAGGUCAACUAUGGAGGUCACGUAACAGACGACUGGGACAGACGUCUUCUGACCACAUACAUCAGCGACUACUUCUGUGAUGCUGCCGUGAACCAGCCCUCCUUCAAGUUGUCCUCCUUAACAUCCUAUUACAUCCCCAAUGAUGGACCCCAGUCUUCCUACAAGGAAUAUAUCAGCAGGCUGCCGUCCACAGAGCACCCUGAGGUGUUUGGCCAGCACUCUAAUGCAGACAUUGCCAGCCAGAUCGCCGAGACCAGGACGCUGUUUGACACCCUGCUCUCCCUGCAGCCCCAGGUCACCAGUCCUACUGCUGUGGGGGACAGGCCCAGUAGAGAAGAUAAGGUAUUAGAGCUAUUGGCAGACGUCCGUAAGAAGAUCCCGCCAUUGAUUGACUACGAGGGCACCAGAUCCAUCCUCCAGUACAACCUCUCCCCUAUCAAUGUGGUCCUGCUGCAAGAGAUCCAGAGAUACAAUUCUCUGCUGGACACUAUCAUUUCAUCCCAGGCGGAGCUGGAGAAAGGGAUCAGAGGCUUGGUGGUGAUGUCAUCCAGCUUGGAGGAGACUUUCCGAUACAUCCAUGACGCCCGUGUUCCACCGCUGUGGGAGAAGGCGUACCCUUCACUGAAGCCCCUGGCAGCGUGGAUCAGGGAUCUUUCUCUGCGGGUCAGUGAGUUUGCGCGCUGGGCAGAGACGGCCGAGCCCCCCAAACUGUUCUGGCUCUCCAGCUUCACCUUUCCCAACGGGUUCCUCACCGCUGUGCUGCAGUCCUCUGCUCGACAGCACAACAUAUCAGUGGACAAGCUGUCUUGGGAGUUUAUAGUGUCCACCGGAGAUGACAGCCACCUUAUUUCCCCGCCCAAGGAUGGAGUAUUUGUCCGAGGUUUGUUCCUGGAGGGGGCUGGUUGGGACAAGAGUAACUCCUGUCUGGUGGAAGCUAAGCCCAUGCAGAUGGUCUGUCCCAUCCCCACCAUCCACUUCAAACCUGUGGAAAAAAAGAAGGGAACCAAGAGUAUGUACCUAUGUCCGUGUUACUACUUCCCGGUGCGUUCGGGGGUGGCGGGCCGGCCAUCUUUUGUGGUCGGUAUAGAACUCAAACGCGGAGCUGUGACCCCAGACCACUGGAUCAAGAGAGGGACCGCUCUGCUCAUGAGCGUGGACAACUGAAGGCCUUAACACGCACUCACACUUUUCUACUGGUUCAUUAUUUAUUGUUUAAGCUUGUUUCUGACUUUGUCUGCUUUUUAAAAAGUGAUAUUCUUAUUCGUGACACAAGGCUUUAAUAAACAGCAAAUUCAAUUUCAAAUGUAAACACUGUGGUACUUUUUAAAUGUAUUGCAUUAACAAUAAAUGAAGUGAGUCAUUCUUUGACACUUUAAAG